UAACGCAAUUACACAAUAUCGGUCUGUUGUUAUACCAUCAUAUUGUCAUAUCAAAAUAUUACUCUAUUACCAUGUUGUUCUUUUGCCAUAUCAUCGUAUCGCGUGACCAUAUCGCUUUAUGGAUUUUUUGCUUCAUCGUGAUAACAUGUCAUGUUAUCACCAUAACAUGUCGUUCUAUCCCUAUGUCGUGUCACGCUAUCAACUUGUCGUGUCGUACUAUCGCUGCAUUGUCUAAUUCUAUUGUUUUGUCAUUGUGUUUUGUAUUAUCGCUUUGUCGCGCGAUAUUGUGUGGAUUUCUCGGAGCGAUAUGGCCAGGACCCCUCUCAGUGACCAUCUUAUAACAUGUUAAACAAAAUGCAGGAGUGCAAGUGCACUACCACAACAGGAAUACUUCUGUCACACUUCUACGAUUCGAUUCCUGAUCUAGCUUGAACGUUAUUGACUGCGUCGUCUAAACACUCACUUCCAGUGAUGAAACAGAACUUCCUUGUAGCCAUCUGACACAAACAUGGACUUUGAAACAUUCUUUGUGAUAUAUUCUCACUAACAAAACAAGGAUCCUGUAAAACAAGGAUGUAACAUCUUGGUGUACGUGUAUAUGUAGGCCUUAUCAGUGACAGGAUGUUCUCUCCCUCAGAUGUGGAAUGAUUUUCCCACCAGCCAUCUCUGUAGACAUUUAGGAUCUUCAUCCUUUGUUUUAAUAGGAACCAGGAACCGACUAUGGAGAGGAUGAUUUACAAGCGCUUCAGUUUGGUGGUUCUUUUGACGGUACUGCAGAGUGGCAUGUGUGAAGACUACUUGGUGGCUCUGGCAUAUAAAGGCGAAGACUCGUACAUCAGGUACAUAGCCGGAGAAACCGGGGGCCUGGUGGAGAUACAGAAUCCACACUUCGCCUACAGUACAUCCCGUGUAUUGGGUCCCUUCGAAGGAGAUUCAGACAGUGUAAGCGGUAGGAUGCAAAUAACGAGAGCUAUAGAAAAUAAAGCUGUCGUUGUGAGCGCAAGUGAUGAAGAUGUAAACAUUGUGGUAAACGCUGAUGGUGUAUUCUCUCCUCUUCCUAUAUCUGCCCUUGGGACCAAGUACAUUCUACCUUCCAGUCUUGUACCUAACAGUAGUUAUCGAUCCUUGCUACUGAUAGCUACACACAACAUGAGCACGAGUGUUGAUAUAUCCUUUCGAAUGAAAAAAGGAAGUGUUUACUUUGUCAAUAACGAAUACAGUGACGGCGAUACCCUGUCCAAUAAACUUGACCCAUAUCAAACGUUCAUGGUGUACACCCCUCAUGAUCUGAAUGGAACGGUCAUUAAGAGUGAACAUAGCGUGGCCGUCUACAGUGGUAUAGACUAUGCCUCGAAGUACACUGUGUAUGACCAACUAUUGCCUGUCAAGCACCACGGACAGGAGUAUGUUGUUGCUGUAGAUGACACCAAGCUGGAGCUGCAGAUCAUCAGUGAACACAGCCACGUGCAGAUCACGUUCAGUACCGGGGUCACAAUCUCCACUGGUGAGCGUCGUCUGUAUAACCGCUCACUUGAACAGGGAGAGAGUCUUCACUUCACCACCACACGCCCGGUACUGGUAACACUCAGUAGAGCAGAUGGUUACAGCAGUGUCUUCACAACUGUACCACCUGUACACUCUUACGUCACACAGAGGGGUUACUGGCCUCAAUCCUUCGCCACAUCAUUGGGUUACUGGUCUCAAGAAAACAAUCUUAAUACAACAUUAAAGAUAUUAACUGAGAGGACAGCGACUGUGCUUUUUAAAAGCGAUCGACCGUACAAUCGUCUGACAUGGGUGGAUAUUCCAGGCAGCAGAUACAAAGUUGGCACACUGGUACAGUCAGACCGAUAUACAUUUCGUUCUACGAUCAUUUCUAGUGACCUCCCCUUCACAGCUCUGUCCUUCUUUAACGGAUCAGUCUAUAACAUCGGCUACCGUGUGUCUGCAGUACAUUAUACAGAUCGAAGUUACUUGAUGGCACUGCCAGGAAACACUGGCCACACCGACCACGACCAUAUCCCCCGGAUACUCGCCAGUGCAGGGGAGACAGGAGGCCAGUGGCAGAUACAGGAUCCAAUCUCCGGGCGCGUCUGGUCUCGAAACUUCAACCCUUACAACACAGACUACUUUUACCCAAUAUCCAAUAGAGUAAUGCUUUUCCUUGUGCAUGUGAGAGAUGGUUCUAUUCAUAUCACAGGGGGAAUGAACUUUUACACUUCAUUCUCUGCCCUUCCUGUGUCUGCACUAGGCACCAAGUACAUCAUGUCUUCCUGUCUUCCUCCUACUGGCAACAUAUACGAGUACACCUACCUAUCAGUUUUAGUGAUAGCCACACACAGCAGGAAGGCGGAUGUUGACGUUAUCUUCAGAUUGGAGGGCAACGUCACCUAUGACGGCAGGACGUACAACGACGGGGACACUCUCAGUGUCAGAUUAGAUAAGUAUCAGGCGUUCUCCAUAAACAGUUCAUCUGAUAUGACCAGAACCAUCGUUGAUGCCACGGAAACAAUAGCCGUCUAUAGUGGAACAUACGUUAUGAUCCGAAGAGUCUUUGAAACCUACGCGCAAUUAUUGCCUGUGAAAUAUUAUGGCAGUGAGUAUGUUCUUGCGAUCAAUGAUUCUGACGACAAGCGACAAGGGUUGUCAUACCAACUUCAAGUUGUUACAGACCAUAGUGACACGAGCAUCAUGUUUAAUAACGGUUCCUUGGUCUCAAUGGGUAAAGAUGGACUGUAUCGUAAACAAUGUGGAAGUUUCGACACUUUCUACUUCAACACCACAAGACCAGCCUCGGUCACAUUGUGUGCUGCUGGAACGUUUUACUAUACUGAUGGGUUAAUUGUAGUACCACCAGUAACCCUCUACUCUACGCAAACAACACAACAAGUCCCAGGCGUCAUGCAAAUAUUGACAUUUCAAGAAAACAAUAAUUUUCAAGAAACCCACAAGGUUCACUCUACAGUUUCCAGUCCUCCAAUUACGUGGAAGAAAGUGUCAGGAACAAGAUUCAAAGUGGGAACAUUAUCAGGUGGUUCAUACACAACAACCAUCCGUUCCAACUAUUCUUUUGCUGUCCUUGGAUAUCAUCACUUUACUAUAUACAACGGAGGAUACAAUUUUAGGACAUAUCUUGAUGCAGCGACCACUACGCCAGAUGGAAUUGGAAACAAGUUAAAUACAGGAGGUUCCUUACAAGAGACCUCUACACCAGAUGGAAGAGGAAACAAUUUAAAUACAAGUGUUGCCUUUCAAGCGACCUCUACGCCAGAUGGAAUUGGAAACAAGUUAAAUACAGGAGGUUCCUUACAAGCAGACGGCUCAAACAACGCAGCACUGAUCGUGGGGAUAAUCUCUGGGGUUGUUAUUGUGGCUCUCCUGGUCGCCUUUAUGUCAUAUGUAUUCUACAUCCGCAAGAACACGAUGCCACUUAAGAGAGUUGCAGAACAAGGCGCCGAUGCUCCCUCGACCUCCAACAUCUACACGGUGCCUGACAGUGUCGCUGAAGGUGCAGCAGAUGAGGCCACCUACACGGAGCUGACAACUAACUGCACACCUGUCGACGUCAGCAUCGCUGACAGUUCUGCAACAUAUGUCAAUUUCGAAGGUGGAAAAUAACUCGAAACAAUGCAAACAUAAAUUAGAACUGUUAUGGAAACCCAUUCUGAGACAUUUAGCUGUCUUAUUGUAAAUAGAUACAUUCUCUCAAACACACUGACUGAACAUUCAUGUCAUAAACAUUUAAUGUUUUGUGUACACGUUUUAUUUUCACAAGAAUAUAUCUUAUCCAUGUGAAUAUUCAGAGUUUAUUUAACAAUUAGGACACAAAAACCUUUGAUUAUAUUACAUUAAUUUCAAAAGGUAAUUACUGUCGUAUUAAUGUGGUAAAAUUGCAUCUGCUACAGUUUGAGUAAAGUACAAGGCAUCAACCAGGACAUGAUUCACGUACUUAGCUGCCCCCAACAAAUGAUGUAUGGUGUUAAGGGGCGUGCAUAAAGCAUCUCUCUCUAAAACACAUUUCAAUUUGUUGUGGUGAGUAUCCCUGACAUCCAUUUCAAGGAAAAGCACCGCAUUGGGGCGAAAUCGAUGUUAUUAUUUAGUUAUGUUAAAUUCCAGAGUUUGCAGAGUUCUAUACCCAAGCUGUGUGACUUUAUUGAUAUAAGCAGGACAGAGCAACACUAUAGCAGCCUCAAGCUAGUUUUUACUUUUCAGUUUUCUUAAAUUGGUUACUUGAGUUACUCAUGGAGAUUUGUUUGACAGUGAUUAAAUUAUGUCACAUACGGUGAUGUGGGAGGAUAGCUUUAACUGACGGUUGAAGAGGUUUAUUUCUUGACUCUUUUUGUGUAGCAACUUUUUAUUGUAUUUGACCAUGUUUCUUAUGAUUUCAUUGUUUAUUGUUUACUGACACGAUUCAACAAUUCAAUACAUUCUAAUGAUUUACUCUUGUUAUAUUUAUAGUUUUGUCAUUUAUUCAUAUAUGCAUAUCUUUAUAUAUGAUAUUUUGGUAUCUCUUUAAUUUGCGAGAGGUUAUUUCUAAAUUUAAAGACCACCCCUUAAAAACAUCAAAUCACCUUGAUGCUUUUGAGAGAUGAUUUGGUUUAAGAUCUUAUGUCUUCACAUGUUUUAAAUUUCAUGAAGCUUUGUAAUGUUAUGUUUCGUUUGGAGAUUUCUGAUUUUUGUCAUUGAUUGUCAUUCCCAUUUUAAUUUGCUAGAACCAUAAAUGUUUCUUAAAUGUUUUAUUUUCUUAGAAUUAGCUUAUUUCCAUCUUUCAAUAAACUUCUUUGCAAAGUAUAAAGCGACGUUCAUCAUUUGUAACAGCUGCGGGGUACUGCAGACUCCUUACUUGUCUUGACUUGUACCAUCAUAUAUGCCUGUGUUUGUUCAGGUGAAUAAUUGACUUCCUCUGCGUGUGUUUGUGACAAGCGCCGCAGGUGGGGCCUGGCAUCAUCACUAUUUGAUAAUGAUUUAGAAACACAUGCUCAUCAUAUAGACGGAAGCGUACAAUGUAUCUUUCUUUCAGUAGAGAUUUCUUGUGAUUAAGGCAAAGGGCUUUGUCACCUGUAUAUUAUUGGUAUAAGAUGAGGAAGAUGAGGUUAGGUGUGAUGUGAUUACUUGAGGAAGGAAACUUAAUCUGGUUGAAAUCAAAGUGGAUCAAUGCAUUCAAUAACAGGACCAAAACCGAACCAUACACGUUACAGAUAAAAGCAACACAACCAUUUCUAUAGUCAUAAUCAGGUGCAAGCGAAAAGUCAAAUUCAAAGGCUGGUCAUGAUCAAUUGUUCCCCCGAACGUAACAAGGUUAUUCCACUCGGGACAGAUAUUGGAAUACAUAUAAAAGCUUGUUUGAUAGUGUCACUGAGUGAGAGUGAACCCAGCAGAAGGGAGGUCAGCAGCCGUGUCACUGACUGAGAGUGAACUCAGCAGAAGGGAGGUCAGCAGCCGUGUCACUGAGUGAGAGUCCAUCCAGCAGAAGGGAGGUCAGCAGCCGUGUCACUGAGUGACAUUACACCCAGCAGAAAGGAGGUCAGCAGCCGUGUCACUGAGUGAGAGUACACCCAGCGGAAGGGAGGUCAGCAGCCAUGUCACUGAGUGAGAGUUAACCAAGCAGAAGGGAAAUCAGCAGCCGUGUCACUGAGUGAGAGUACACCCAGCGGAAGGGAGGUCAGCAGGCAUGUCACUGAGUGACAGUACACCCAGCAGAAGGGAGGUCGGCAGCCAUGUUAGUCAGUGAGACUACACCCAGCAGAAGGGGAGACAUCAGCCAUGUCCAUGAGUGAGACUGUAAUGUGUGGUCGAAGUAAGAGAUUUUACGUACGCCUCAGACACUGUUUCGAAACGUAUGUCCUAAGUAGUGGGACUCAACAUUAGCUCCUUGUUGUCCGAUACUUUGAAACUUUACUCAGAAGCCACAAAAAAAAUAAGGCUUAAACAUCACGCGUUCCAAUCAAUUAUUAUACACGAACGUUCGUACCUGUUUUAGAUUACUCGGUCGUUUAUGCAGAAAAUGUAACAUGAAAU
Messenger RNA from Haliotis rufescens (red abalone), 6018 nucleotides. RefSeq lists its product as uncharacterized. NCBI's taxonomy places the organism in Eukaryota, Metazoa, Mollusca, Gastropoda, Lepetellida, Haliotidae. The record is from RefSeq and is a predicted model, not a curated record. The transcript has 8 exons. Bases 721 to 3618 code for a protein of 965 amino acids.